Molecule: messenger RNA, 2200 nt
Organism: Schistocerca nitens (vagrant locust)
Lineage: Eukaryota; Metazoa; Arthropoda; Insecta; Orthoptera; Acrididae
Product: dynein axonemal intermediate chain 7-like
Exons: 16
Coding region: 98-2200 (700 amino acids)
Cellular component (GO): axoneme
Molecular function (GO): microtubule binding; beta-tubulin binding
Source: RefSeq, a predicted model, not a curated record
UUCAAAGUUUCUAGGGUUGCACUUGAAGCAGUGUCUUGUUCAUCACAACUGUACAUAUAUCUGCUUAACAACAUCCAAGUGAAGUUCUAAUUUCAAAAUGCCUCCCAAAUUGUCAAAAAAGCAAAAGAAGAUGUUGGCACUGGAAAUGGCUGAUAAAAAGAAACAGGAAGCAGAGAAAGAAAGGAUCAUGCUUAUACAGAAUGAGAAGUUGCGUAUUGAGCAGGAUAAGAAAGCAGCUGAGGAAAAGGCAGUGAAGGACCUGGCAGAGCAGAAUGUUCGCCUGACACAUCUGAGUGAUACACAGAGCAUGUUUGCUCACUUUGAGGGACAGACAUGGCUUGCAGAAACCAGGGCUAAAGAGUUGGAUGAGUGGGAGCAGUACAUGAAAUGUGAUGGUCUACCAGAUCCUGCUAAUGUCCCACAAAUGAAUACAUUCCUUUAUUUGUGGAAACAGGAAGAUGAUGACAUAGAAACUGUUGUCAAGAAGACAGACAUCAUUCUUGCUCUCCUUAAUAAACUUGAACAACUGAUAGACAUGCCUACUGGUGUUAGCGGUCGCCAAGUAGAACACUGGAAAGAGGUGAGGAAUGACUUCCGUGCAGAGCAGCAGCGCCAUCUGGACAAUGCCUGCUACAAGCUUUUGAGCAACAUGGAACAAUCGAUGACACUGACAGGGCUGAAUGAGGCAAGCUUCCGCAUCAAAUCAAGUCACUUGCUACUGCUCCUGUGGGCUCUGCUGCCAUUGCCUCGAGGUCACGCUCCACCACCAGAUGAGCCCAAGCCCAUAAAGACAUGCGAGAUGAGUGAGCUCGGGUUGCUAGUGCAGUUGCCGGGGUCUUUGGCAGAUGUGGACCUGGUGGUGCGGGGCUUGCAUGUCAACUACGACCACUAUUCUGACCUGAGUCCUUCCUGUGAGCUGAAGCAACAGUUCGAUGUUAAGCCAAAUGAUCUCCUUUCUGUGGUCAUUCAAGAAUGGGAACAAAAAGCUGCGCUGCAGCUGAAAGUGGAUGAAGAUAUGGCAGAUCAUACUAAGCAACGCUGUGAGUUACUAGCUAAAAUGACAGCUGUCCCAUCACCACCAAAAACACCAUCUUCUGGCAAAGGAUCAAAGUCAGCUCCUGACCCUCAAGUAGACCAGCCUAACUAUGUCAAGAUGCUCCAGGAGAUGCCUCCAGUAAAAACAGCAUCACAGCGCUUCCAGGAAGCUGAAGUGCCCUUACCAGCACAGCUACAACCAGUGGACUUUUGGGCUAGGUACCAACCACCACCACCACCAGAACCAGGGCAGAAGCGACUUCCAGAAGAUAUUGAAGCUGAGCUCAGAAAGCAAGAGCAAGAGUUGAAUGAACUUGCUCUCAUAAGUAUAGAGCUACCUGAUAAUGUUCUUUGGUUUGAACCACCAACUGUGGUCAGGUGGGAUGGUGAGAAAGGUUUCUGGUCAACUGAAGACUGUCAUGACACGAAGUUUAAUGAAGAUAAGCAGGUUAUAACAUUUAGGCUUGGGAGGUUUGGUCCAAUAGGCCUUGCUGCUUAUCGUUAUUUUAAUCUCCCAUACCAGUCUUGGGAAAUGAAACCUGACCUCAAGAAUGGGGGAAUAAUAUUGAGCAUAACAGCUACAGUUGUCAUUGUGGAGUUUCAUAUAAAGGGGGACAAGGUGUGCUUAAAUGCCCUGCAGAAUGGUGCAACUAAUGCUCUGCAAGAUAUUGUUGGGACAUACUUCAAACCAUAUUUUCUAAUUAAGCGGAUGAAAAGAGGGGGAGUUGACAUCUUCCCACCAGUUGAUGCCUUUUGUUAUGUGGAAGGUUCUGCACCCAAACACUGUGUGGCAGAGGACCACCUGUAUCACUGCAUGGCACAUGCUUCUAGUGUUUACAACUUUGCCUGGAGUCGCUGGAAUCUGUUAGCUGGGAGACGUAAUAUGAUAUUACAGAUGCGAGAGUAUCUUGACCGUAGGAGACUAGCAAACCACAGUACUCUGCAUGCAACACCUUUGAAAGCCACCCUUGUUGACUGCACCGAGUUCAGCCAGUCAUUUGUAUCAGAAGUAGUUCCUGGCCUAAAGUUUUAUGCAGAUCUUUAUCACUUGCUGCAACAUCAGGCGUCACCACAGGCCAAAAAAAUAAUGAAGGAUGUUUCCUAUUCUCAAGUGCACACGGUGCAUGAAAUGUUGCAAAAAACAAGAGUGCUCAGCUAUUCAUGA